This is a messenger RNA of Liolophura sinensis, 2052 nucleotides long. Its product is annotated as formin-2-like. NCBI's taxonomy places the organism in Eukaryota, Metazoa, Mollusca, Polyplacophora, Chitonida, Chitonidae. Bases 1 to 2052 code for a protein of 683 amino acids. The record is from RefSeq and is a predicted model, not a curated record. The transcript is spliced from 2 exons.
AUGGACUACAUUUAUGGAAAGUGGUCAGUUUUACGGAUAGUGCAGGCUGGCCCACCCACUCUCCUACACAAUGUCAUUGAUCCACCUACCCUCCCACUAGCUGGCCCACCCACUCCCCUACACAAUGUCAUUGAUCCACCUACCCUCCCACCAGCUGACCCACCCACUCUCCUACACAAUGUCAUUGAUCCACCUACCCUCCCACCAGCUGACCCACCCACUCUCCUACACAAUGUCAUUGAUCCACCUACCCUCCCACUAGCUGGCCCACCCACUCUCCUACACAAUGUCAUUGAUCCACCUACCCUCCCACUAGCUGGCCCACCCAUUCUCCUACACAAUGUCAUUGAUCCACCUACCCUCCCACUAGCUGAUCCACCCAUUCUCCUACACAAUGUCAUUGAUCCACCUACCCUCCCACUAGCUGGCCCACCCACUCUCCUACACAAUGUCAUUGAACCACCUACCCUCCCACUAGCUGGCCCACCCACUCUCCUACACAAUGUCAUUGAUCCACCUACCCUCCCACUAGCUGGCCCACCCACUCUCCUACACAAUGUCAUUGAUCCACCUACCCUCCCACUAGCUGGCCCACCCACUCUCCUACACAAUGUCAUUGAUCCACCUACCCUCCCACUAGCUGGCCCACCCACUCUCCUACACAAUGUCAUUGAUCCACCUACCCUCCCACUAGCUGAUCCACCCAUUCUCCUAUACAAUGUCAUUGAUCCACCUACCCUCCCACUAGCUGGCCCACCCACUCUCCUACACAAUGUCAUUGAUCCACCUACCCUCCCACUAGCUGGCCCACCCACUCUCCUACACAAUGUCAUUGAUCCACCUACCCUCCCACUAGCUGGCCCUCCCACUCUCCUACACAAUGUCAUUGAUCCACCUACCCUCCCACUAGCUGGCCCACCCACUCUCCUACACAAUGUCAUUGAUCCACCUACCCUCCCACUAGCUGGCCCACCCACUCUCCUACACAAUGUCAUUGAUCCACCUAGCCUCCCACUAGCUGGCCCACCCACUCUCCUACACAAUGUCAUUGAUCCACCUACCCUCCCACUAGCUGACCCACCCACUCUCCUACACAAUGUCAUUGAUCCACCUACCCUCCCACUAGCUGAUCCACCCAUUCUCCUACACAAUGUCAUUGAUCCACCUACCCUCCCACUAGCUGACCCACCCAUUCUCCUACACAAUGUCAUUGAUCCACCUACCCUCCCACUAGCUGGCCCACCCACUCUCCUACACAAUGUCAUUGAUCCACCUACCCUCCCACUAGCUGGCCCACCCACUCUCCUACACAAUGUCAUUGAUCCACCUACCCUCCCACUAGCUGGCCCACCCACUCUCCUACACAAUGUCAUUGAUCCACCUACCCUCCCACUAGCUGGCCCUCCCACUCUCCUACACAAUGUCAUUGAUCCACCUACCCUCCCACUAGCUGGCCCACCCACUCUCCUACACAAUGUCAUUGAUCCACCUACCCUCCCACUAGCUGGCCCACCCACUCUCCUACACAAUGUCAUUGAUCCACUUACCCUCCCACUAGCUGACCCACCCACUCUCCUACACAAUGUCAUUGAUCCACCUACCCUCCCACUAGCUGAUCCACCCAUUCUCCUACACAAUGUCAUUGAUCCACCUACCCUCCCACUAGCUGAUCCACCCAUUCUCCUACACAAUGUCAUUGAUCCACCUACCCUCCCACUAGCUGAUCCACCCAUUCUCCUACACAAUGUCAUUGAUCCACCUACCCUCUCACUUGCCAACCCACCCACUUUCGUACACAGUGUAAUUGAUCCACCUACCAUCCCACUUGCCAACCCAUCCACUUUCGUACACAGUGUAAUUGAUCCACAUACCCUUCCACUAGCUGAUCCACCCACUCUCCUACACAAUGUCAUUGAUCCAUCAACCCUCCCACUGGAUGAACCACCCACUCUCCUACACAAUGUCAUUGAUCCACCUACCCUCCCACUAGCUGACCCACCCACUCUUCUACACAAUGUCAUUGAUCCAUAUACCCUCCCACUAACUGACUGA